Arachis ipaensis is the source of this 1686-nucleotide messenger RNA. NCBI's taxonomy places the organism in Eukaryota, Viridiplantae, Streptophyta, Magnoliopsida, Fabales, Fabaceae. The record is from RefSeq and is a predicted model, not a curated record.
AUGAGUGACAGAGUUUUAUUGAAGGUGUAUUAUUUUGGGCAGAUUUUAUUACAAACAUCUGAAGGAGUAACAUUUGUUUGUGAAAAUCUGUUAGAUAUUGUGAUUCCUUUCACAAUCUCAUUUGAAGAGCUCAAAGGUGUAAUCUGUGAAAAGAUUCACUCUGAGAGGGCAAGAAGAGUAGCCUGUAUUCUAUAUAGAUACCCCGUACAAGUGUUUGGUGGAUUCGUCCAGUUUCAAACCAAAUAUGUAACGGACGAGGCGAGCAUGCAAGAGAUGUUUUCAAUGUAUAUUGAAAAUCGGAGUCAACUCGCGUUCAUCGAGUUGUAUGUUGAGUUCGAGCAAUCUGAGGCCGACCGGAAUAUUCUACGGGAAGAUUACAAUAGCGACAGCGAAGAAGAGUUCGAAAGCAACUACGAAGUUGUUGGUCCAGAUGGAGAUGAAGAUCAAGAAAUUCUGUUUGUCGCAGAUGGUAAAUUUGCCGUUGGGAUGGAAUUCAUUUCAAGGGAAGCUGUUAUUAAGGCGAUCAAAGAGUAUACCAUACGAAGAAGCGUAGACUACCGGGUGUAUAGAUCUGAGCCGUUGAUAUUUUAUGCUAAGUGUACACAGUAUGGGUCAGGGUGUGAUUGGCUUAUCCGGGUUAGCAUGAUCAGCCGGAAGUACUGUUGGGUUAUAAGGAGGUAUAAUGGCAGUCACACAUGCACCAGAGCAACAAUUUCUCAGGAUCAUUCGAAGUUGGAUUCAAAUACAAUUGCAGAAGCAAUAAAGCCGUUGGUUGAGGCUGAACCCUCCUUAAAGGUAAAAUCGGUUAUAGCAGAGGUGCAAUCGAAGUUCAACUACACCGUUAGUUAUCGGAAAGCAUGGUUGGCUAAGCAAAAGGCAGUGAAAAAAAUAUUUGGAGGCUGGGAAGCAUCGUACGAAGCCUUGCCUAUAUGGUUUGAGGCCAUGUGUCAUAAGGAGCCAUCAGCUGUUGUUCAUUUUGAGACUAUGCCUGCAUAUCAAGGUGAUGACUUGGUGACUGAUAUUCGAGUAUUGCAUCGAGUCUUUUGGAGUUAUUACCCCUGCAUUAGAGCAUUCAGACAUUGUAAGCCAGUUGUCCAGGUCGAUGGGACACACUUGUAUGGAAAGUACAAGGGUUGUCUACUAGUGGCAGUUUCACAAGAUGGCAACAACAAUAUCGUCCCCAUUGCAUUUGCUAUUGUGGAGGGAGAGACUUCUGAUGCAUUGUACUUUUUCCUUAGUAACCUUCGUCAGCAUGUUGUAACUCGGGAUGGUGUGGGACUGAUAUCCGACCGCCAUGAAUCCAUAAAUGCCGCUGUGGAACGGAGUAAUGGAUAUUCGAGGACGGUGCGGGAGUAUGAAGUUCGCUACCAACGUUUACGAGAACGGGGCGAGGCCUACACUAACUGGUUAAACCGAAUCCCCCGCGAACAGUACGCGUUGGCUUUUGAUGGUGGAUAUCGAUGGGGUCAUAUGACAACGAAUCUAGUGGAAUGCAUCAACUCAGUAUUGAAGGGUGCUCGCAAUCUACCCGUCACUGCCCUUGUGAAGGCAACAUUUUACAGGCUUAACGAGUUGUUCACACGGAAAAGGGCGGAGGCGGAAGCCCGGAUUAAUGCUGGGCAUGUGUUUUCUGAAGUCGUCACCUCGAAGUUGCAUGCAAACCAACUUGCAGCAGGAAACAUAUAG